Phoenix dactylifera (date palm) is the source of this 2762-nucleotide messenger RNA. RefSeq names its product Tetratricopeptide repeat (TPR)-like superfamily protein. NCBI's taxonomy places the organism in Eukaryota, Viridiplantae, Streptophyta, Magnoliopsida, Arecales, Arecaceae. Gene Ontology annotation, molecular function: protein binding. The record is from RefSeq and is a predicted model, not a curated record.
CGAUGGCGCUGGCUGCGACCGUAACCCGGAGAAAGACCCGACUCCCUCUUCUCCUCUGCUCUCUUCUCGUAAGCCCUCCUCCUCGCCCCUCUCCAACGCUCCGACCUCGUUCUCCCGCGCCCUCUGCCCUCUCCUUCUCCGCUUUCGCGUCACCCUCGCCUCGCCUCCCACCCUUUGGCGCCCAGCCCCAAAGCCCCCUCCUUUCCUCCCUCCGUCCCUCGGCCGACCCCGAUUCCAGCGAUUUCGAGUCCGAUUCCGACCAGCCUAAGACCCCCGUCGACGAAUCCGACCUCCAGGGCUUCUUCCAACUGCUCUCCCAGGCGAAAUCACUGUCAUCCUCGCCCAAGGAGGCCUUGGCGUUCCUCCGGGCCUCCUCCGGCGUCAAGUUCACCAGGGAUUUGGUCUGCAGGGCGCUAUGGGAUCUGAGGUGGGACUGGGAGUCCGCGCUCCUUGCCUUGCGGUGGGCCGAAGAGCAUGUCCUGGGUUGCCCGUGGGCUUGGCAUCUGAUGCUCUGGGUGCUGGGCAAGCAGGGGCGAUUCGACCUUGCGUGGUGGCUGGUGCGCCGGUUGUACCGGAAAUCGAUUCUUACGCAGCGUGCGAUGGUCAUCAUGAUGGAAAGGUAUGCGGCUGCAAAUGAAGCUAGAAAAGCAAUAAAAACAUUCCAUGCCAUGGAGACAUUCAAAAUAGAUGCAGAUUCAGCAGCAUAUUAUGCCCUUCUUCAUGCUCUUUGCAAGAACAUGAAUGUUGAGGAGGCUGAGGAAUUUCUUCUUCUUAAUCGGAAAUUUUAUCCACUUAAAGCUGACAACUUUAAUGUAGUUCUGGAUGGCUGGUGCAAUAUCAUUGGUGACGUGGUAGAAGCAAAAAGAGUAUGGAGAGAAAUGUCAAAUUGUUGUAUUACACCGGACGGUACUAGUUACUCCCAUAUGAUUCGUUGCUUUUCAAAAGUUGGGAACCUCUUUGAUUCUUUAAGGCUUUAUGAUGAAAUGAAGAAGAGAGGUUGGGUUCCUGAUCUUCUGGUCUACAAUUCCCUUAUCUAUGUGCUGACAAAAGAAAAUUGCUUAAAGGAUGCGAACAAUAUCUUUGAAAGAAUUACAGAGGCUGGUCUGCAACCAAAUGCUGAAACAUACAACUCUAUGAUAUAUCCAUUAUGUGAAGCAUACAAGCUAGAGGAAGCUCGACGGUUUCUGGAUGAAAUGAUGGCGAAAGGUUUUCACCCGAACAUUGAUACUUACCAUGCGUUCAUAAAGGCAGAGGAUGUAGAAGGAACUUUAAAGAUGAUGAAUAAAAUGAAAAUUGUUGGUUGCGGCCCUAAUGGAUAUACUUUCCUCCUACUUUUUGAUAAGUUUUUCAGCCUCGAUAAAUCUGACAGUGCAUUGAGAAUGUGGAGUGAAAUGAAGAAGUACAAUGUUGUUCCCGGCUCUACCCACUAUAUGGCAUUGGUACAAGGGCUGGUAUCACGUGGCUGGAUUCCAAAAGCCUUAGAAUUUUACAAUGAAAUGAUAUCUAGGGGUUUUCCUGCUGAUGCUAAACUUGAGAAGCUCUUCAAGACCUUUAUGUCAAAGAACAAAAACCACUGGAGCAGAGGAGGCAAAGAAUAUAUUGUCUCACAGCAUGGAAGAUUUAACAGUAUGACAGGUACAAAAAUUCGUUAACUGAUCGCAUGGCACUUUUUUGCCACUUGAGGUGAAUCUGCCUAUUAUUGUGUUAUUGAAGAAGUGAAGAAUAGAAUUGUUCUCUGGUCUAGAUUGGCAUGAGGAAGUAGUUAUGAUGGAGAGAAGGCAGAAAUUAGCCCUAUUCUCUAGCAUGUCAGACAUAUUUGUUUGAGGUCAUCCUUAAGUUUUCACAUCUAGUCUGGUGGUCAGACCUUUUCAUUGUUGGUCGUCAUGAAAUGGAAUCCUCCAGUUGAAAGCCAUGAAAAAGUCCGACUAAUGGACUGCCCCGAUAUUUCCAUCUAUGAGGAUUAACAGGUGGUGGGCUAUGUUGAUGGCACUGAAUGCCAGGGUACCAAGCUGCAGUUGUUAUUAACAUCACUUCAUUUGCCAAAGCUGCAGGCAACACUCCCGACAGCUGUGGUACUUGCAAUUGGCAUGCUGAUGCCGCCAUUUCAGUACUGAAUGUCUGGUCCUUUGGGCACAUUGUUUGGCCAAAUUUUCAUACAUCAUAUGGAAGAAACUUAAUCUCCAAUUAAUUUCUAUGAGUGGUUCGGUCCAGAGCAAUGAGAAGAUUCAUGCUAAACUUGAGGAAGGUAUGAUGGUUUGAAUGAUGAAGGUUUGAAUGCAGAUUUUCUACUCUUUCAUCUUUGCAGUAGUGGAAAGGCAUAUGUAGCUUUCAGGUGUAUGAAUCACGUCAUGCACUAUAAGAAAAGGUGAAAAGUUGAUUCUUAGAUUAAAAAAGCUUCCUCAGUUCAUCGUAUUUUGUAAUAGAAAAAUAGUCAAUUCUUCUUCAAGGAGAAAUUACAGGAAGGAAGAUGUUGCAUAGUGGAGUAAUAUCUUUGUGGUCAAUUAUAAAUCCUCUACAUGAAUUUUUUACUGUUUAUUUUUGUUGUGGUCAAUGCUCAUGUAUGCAAUAGGAAAGGGCUCUUGCAUUUGCUCAUCUGCAAAUAGAAUUUUUGCUUGUGAAAUCUAAAAUUUCACGACUGUCGAAUUCUAUGGCCUGCCUUUGGCCUUUGCUUCAGAUGCUGUUGGACAGGCUUGCAUGCAUAUAUUUAUGUAUGUAUGUGUAUAUAUAAAUAAUUAUAAGUUUUAUUGAUUUUGUUAAGAAGA